This is a messenger RNA of Melanotaenia boesemani (Boeseman's rainbowfish), 627 nucleotides long. RefSeq names its product bouncer (gene bncr). Lineage: Eukaryota; Metazoa; Chordata; Actinopteri; Atheriniformes; Melanotaeniidae. The transcript is spliced from 2 exons. The coding region runs from base 95 to 478 and encodes 127 amino acids. The record is from RefSeq and is a predicted model, not a curated record.
AAAAUAUCUUGAGUCAAUGAGACUAGAGUUCAUCAGGAGAAGCUGAAAAGAAACAUUUUCAGAUUUUGACUGAGUGGAUUUUAAAAUCUCUAACAUGAACAGGCUGAACAUGUUGCAGCUCCUGCGUGUUUCUGCGUUGUGCUUCUACCUUCUCCCUUCUCUGCUCUGUGAAAACUUGCUUUGCUACUACAGCCCUAUACUGGAAAACAACAGGAAGUUUGAACUUAUUGUGACAGAGUGUCCUCCUGAUGAGGUGUGCUUCAAGGCAGCAGGUCACUACGGCAACUACACUGCACUGUCCGCCAGGGGCUGCAUGACGGAAGAGGGCUGCAGUCGGGUGCACAGCAUCCGCAUCAAAGGGACGGUCUACACGAUGAGCUACAGAUGCUGUGACCGGUGGUACUGUAACUCGUGUGUCACGGUGAAGCCUCUGUACGCCGCUUUGACACUUGUUGCUGUGAUGGCCUGCAGCUUGUAAAUGGAAAUGCAGCCUCAGCCUUGAUCAAGGCUGAGGGCCUGUGAAGGUGUGAAUGUCCAGUCUGAAAAUACUGAGAUGUACACCAAAAUGAUGGCUGAGAAUGCUUUUUUAUAUUAAUUUAUCUUUAGAAAUGUAUUUAUGUUUUUACU